Messenger RNA from Babesia sp. Xinjiang, 657 nucleotides. RefSeq lists its product as uncharacterized. The transcript has a single exon. Lineage: Eukaryota; Apicomplexa; Aconoidasida; Piroplasmida; Babesiidae. Bases 1 to 657 code for a protein of 218 amino acids. The record is from RefSeq and is a predicted model, not a curated record.
AUGGCUGACCAUUCGGAAACGUCUUCGCCUCCUCCUGAGUGUACUGAUGGCGAUGAUUCCUCGUCUGGUGUGGAGGAACCGCUGGAAGUGCCCACUCUUAGUGUGAAUGCAGCUGAAGUUGAGGUUCAUUCUGAUAUUCAUUCGGAAGCUCAAGCUUCUGGAAGGACUGUAUCUAUCGAGCAUUCCGAUACUAAGAAACCUCGAGUACAUCGUUUAGUAUCUCGUCAUGCGGAUGCAUUUAAUGGUGGUGUUAUUGAGGGUGAAGAGGAAUUUGAUUUCAGUAAUGCUUUUAAUCCCGAGGCUCAUGUAGAACCUUUCAAUGAGGCUGAGGCCAACGAUGACCCUUCUGCAGCGUCAUCUUCGCGUAGUAGUAACAAUUCGCAAUCACGUAGCGACUACGAGGAGUUUGACAUUGGUACUAGCAAGAUACAUCAUUACGAUGACGCUCCUUCGAGUUGCCGGUAUUAUACCGACGACGAGGAGAUUACUGUUAAAGAGUCCGCUGGUGCUAUGGCUGAGGAUGACCCUAUUUCGAAACGUCCGACCCUAUUAGGUCGUAAACUUCAGAAAGCUGGUCACUGCGUGAAGUCGAUGGCUCGUAAACCUUACGCGGCUGCUGCGAAGUUUACUAGUUACUGCAAGAAAAGAUUGAGCUAG